AAGAUUUAUCGACAAGUGCUUGGUGGUGCGAUGGGAUCAUCAUUUACAUUAACAUUAGCCAAUAUAUUUAUGUGGAAAUGGCAAAAAGAACUUGUUCGUCGACAAGAUAUGACAGGUGAAUUUUAUGGCCGAUGA
Messenger RNA from Rotaria socialis, 135 nucleotides. The record is from the annotation of a GenBank genome assembly. NCBI's taxonomy places the organism in Eukaryota, Metazoa, Rotifera, Eurotatoria, Philodinida, Philodinidae.